Messenger RNA from Homalodisca vitripennis (glassy-winged sharpshooter), 1780 nucleotides. Its product is annotated as probable cytochrome P450 6a14. The transcript has 6 exons. Gene Ontology annotation, molecular function: monooxygenase activity; oxidoreductase activity, acting on paired donors, with incorporation or reduction of molecular oxygen; iron ion binding. NCBI's taxonomy places the organism in Eukaryota, Metazoa, Arthropoda, Insecta, Hemiptera, Cicadellidae. The record is from RefSeq and is a predicted model, not a curated record. Bases 70 to 1677 code for a protein of 535 amino acids.
AACUGUUUAUUACUUAUUUGUGAGGAGUUGGAAGUUGCCUGCCGUCUCCCAGCGCAGCGCUUCUACGCCAUGAUGUUUCCACUGUCGCUGACAGGAGUGUGGUUGGGGGACGUGCUCGUGCUCACAGCUACGCUGCUCUACCUUAUCUACAGCUGCUUGACAAGCACCUCGGACUACUUCAAAGUACGAGGUAUCCCCUACUUGAAGGCAGCAUUUCUCGUGGGACAUCAUGCUCUCAUCACCAAGUCUUCCAUGGACUUCUCUCUGUUCCUCUACAAAAGCCAUCCCCGAGAGAGGUUCUUCGGCUACUUCCAAGGCAGGAUACCUACGCUGCUGGUAAAGGAUCCAGAACUACAACAGCUGAUCAAGACCAAGGACUUUGUCCAUUUUCAAGAUCAAGGAUCGCGUACUAUAGGAGGAGACUUGCUGUCGACAAACCUCUUCAACGUGAGAGGCAAAACUUGGAGGGCCCUCCGAAUCAAGUUGACACCUUCCAUCACCUCUGACAAGCUAAAGCUCAUGUUUUCGCAAAUAAUAGAUAGUGGAGAUCGCCUUUUGCAGAACAUCGAGAAAUCCUAUUCCGGAGAGCCGAUUCAAGUGAAUACAAUGACCUUUAAUUUUGCUAUCGAAAUGAUCGCUAGCUGUGCAUUCGGUCUGGAUUCAAGCAAGGAUUAUACUCAAACCGCCGAAUUCAUCUCUAGAAGUAAAUCAGUUUACAUUUCUGGAUACAGAAAGAUCUUUAGAGACCUGAUUAAUCUCUUUGCUCCUAAGGUAAUCAACCUUUUGGGAUUAAGCAUUCUCCAACCAGGCACUAAUAAAUACUUUCUGACCUUGAUAAAGAAAAACAAAGAAUACCGAAAGAUAAGUGGUAUUAAGAGGAACGAUUAUUUCCAGCAACUUUUGACCUUGCAGGAAGCCGUGGAGACAGCAGAAAUUGUGAUUUCAUCUAGAGUAAUCGAUAACAAGGAAGAAGACCACAUUAUCAAUCAAAUGCACCAUUUCCCACAACAUCCUUACGCCAAGAAUACAAAACUAUUGACAGAUGAAUGCAUAACCUCACAGGCGUUCGGGUUCCUGUGGGGCAGCUUAGACGCGGUAUCGAGCACUUUAACCUUCGCCCUGUUCCACUUGGCUAAAGAUCAAGUGAUUCAAGAGAAGGCGCGGAAGGAGGUAGAAGACAAUUUGGUGCUUCACGAGGGUUGGACUUACCAAUCGGUGCGAGAAAUGGUUUAUCUGGACCAAGUGUUGCAAGAGACCCUUAGGAUGUAUCCCAGCAUGCCUUUACACUUCCGAGAAUGCACGAUGGCAUACCGCAUCCCCCGCUCAGACGUAGUUGUGGAGAAAGGGACAAUCGUGGCCAUCCCCGUCCGGGGUAUCCAUAUGGACCCCGAGUUCUACUCUGACCCAGAACGGUUUGACCCCGACAGAUUCAAGGGAAACAACUAUAAGCCCAGUCAAAUCUACAUGCCUUUCGGGGAUGGUCCCCGUAUCUGUAUAGCCAUGAGGUUCGCCACAUUAGAGAUGAAGGUGUGUUUGGCGAAGAUAUUGUCAAGGUACACCCUCCAGGUCGACAGCAAGACUCAAGAGCCCUUCAAGUUUGACCCUUCAUCGUUCACACCAAAGCCCUUGGGGGGCGUCUGGCUCAAUCUAGAAAAACGUCAAGGUUUCGUCGUUUGAUGUGCCUUGAGCGCAGUAGUGUCUGUCAUAUUAUUUAUUUUUUACUUAGGUUUAUUAAAAUUGCAAUAUAGAAAUGAAUGCACUAUAUGAUUUCUAAAAAUAA